Messenger RNA from Adineta ricciae, 1137 nucleotides. NCBI's taxonomy places the organism in Eukaryota, Metazoa, Rotifera, Eurotatoria, Adinetida, Adinetidae. The record is from the annotation of a GenBank genome assembly.
AUGAGUUCUAACAUAAUUCUCCACCUCCUCGGUCCAACGAAUAUCACUUUUGAAAGAUUUUCUGAUGUUUCAACUUAUUGUCAUAUUGGUGGUCCAUGUAAUACUCAAGUGAAAAGUAUUGGCUUAAUUCUUGAUGAUAUUUUACGUAAUGAAACUAAUCGAAAUAGAUCAAUAACUGAUCAGUCACUAAUUAUCAAAUUAAGUGCUGGUUUAGCAAUAAUUAUGCUUGUUGCAGGUAUUACCAGUAGUGUUUGUUCACUUUUAACGUUUCGUAAUGUGAGCUUACGAAGAGUUGGAUGUGGCUGGUAUCUUUUAGCGUCAUCAAUUACUUCUCUUUUGACGGUUUCUAUGUUUACAAUCAAAUUUUGGUUUGUUAUUCUUACCCAAAUAAAUACAAAUGUUCAUCUAUCAAUUCUGAAAGGCGGUUGUAAAUUAAUUGAAACUCUUCUCAAACUUUUCUUGUAUUGGGAUGCUUGGCUCAAUGCAUGUGUAGCUAUUGAACGUGCAGUUAAUGUUUACAAAGGAGUCAGUUUCAAUAAAGAAAAAAGUAUACGAUAUGCACAAUGGAUAAUAUUUAUCUUACCUUUUUCUAUCAUGGCGACAAUUAUUCAUGAACCAUUGCAUCGUCAAGUAUUCACUUAUAGAGCAACGGAGGAAAAAUGGACCGACAAAGGAUUUGAAUUAUCAGAGAAAACCGAAGCAGAUCCAACGUAUUGGUGUACAACUUCGUAUUCUCAAUCAGUUCAAAAUUAUAAUACAAUCAUUUUAUUCAUUCAUCUUCUUGGUCCAUUCAUCGCAAAUUUUGUCUCUGCUCUAUUUGUUAUUAUUGCAAGUGUUCGACGACGAGUACGAGCUCAAAACAUACAAACAUAUAAAGAACAUAUUCAUGAACAAUGGAAAGAACAUAAACAAAUUGUUAUUAGUCCUAUUAUUUUACUUCUUCUAUCAACACCACGUUUAGUUAUUUCAUUAUUAUCUGCAUGCUUAAAAGUAUCUGAUUAUGUUUGGUUAUAUCUUUCAGCUUAUUUUAUUUCAUUUUUACCAUCAAUACUCAUCUUCGUUGUGUUCGUUAUUCCAUCAACGUUGUAUCGAAAUACUUUCAAAGAAUCAUUUCUCAAACUUUGCAAAAGACAAUAA